Owenia fusiformis is the source of this 558-nucleotide messenger RNA. The record is from the annotation of a GenBank genome assembly. Lineage: Eukaryota; Metazoa; Annelida; Polychaeta; Sabellida; Oweniidae.
AUUCCAUUCAUUGAUAUGUCUAAACCAGUUCCGCCGCCAGAAUAUUAUCCUCCCCCUGGGCAACAACCAGGACAAUAUGCUCCCCCUGGGCAACAACCAGGACAAUAUCCUCCCCCUGGGCAACAACCAGGACAAUAUUCCCUCCCUGGGCAACAACCAGGACAAUAUCCUCCCCCUGGGCAACAAUCAGGACAAUAUCCUCCCCCUGGGCAACAGGGAGGUGGCUACCCGAGCGCCAAUUACGGACCACCACCCCAAGGGAAUUAUGGGCAGUAUCAACCUUCAUUGGAUCCACAACACGUAGUCCUUAGCAGCCAACCACAACCUAUGACCAACACCGUAGUGGUGCAGUCUCCAAUGGUUCGGCCAAGCAGUUACUUGAUCCUUGCUAUUUUCACAACUAUUUGCUGCAAUCCUAUCUUUGGAAUCGUUGCAAUAAUAUUCUCUGUGAUGUCAUCAUCGAGUGCAGAUAAUGGAGACCUAGAAGAAGCUGUAAAUAUACCUGCCGUUCUCGUCUCCCUCGCUGAGAUGCAAGUCGUUGCUUCUACAAAGAAAUGA